This is a messenger RNA of Necator americanus (New World hookworm), 1764 nucleotides long. RefSeq lists its product as uncharacterized. The transcript is spliced from 13 exons. Lineage: Eukaryota; Metazoa; Nematoda; Chromadorea; Rhabditida; Ancylostomatidae. The coding region runs from base 1 to 1764 and encodes 587 amino acids. The record is from RefSeq and is a predicted model, not a curated record.
AUGCUGUCCUGGUGGUUGGGCGUUGGUGUGUUGGCGGUUUCCGCGCCGAUAGGCAGUGCAUUCGCUGUUCGACAGACUGAAUUCGAUCGGGAAUGCGUCGACCUGCUGUGUCCCGAAACAGCCUUUGAUAAUGGAGUUAAAAGUUUGGUAAAUGAAGACUCACUCAAUACGGAACAGUGUGUCGACUGUCAACAGUGCACUGCAAAUGGUUACAGCGUCUGUAUGGGAAUACGACCGACGCGUGCGAGUCGUAUCGAUGGGAACAAUCCAUGUUCGUGCUCCCAUUCUGUGCCAGCAAACUGCCACAAUCGACUCGAAGAGACAAAACAUCCAGCAAACAUCACUAUGAAACGAUAUAACGUAUGCUACCUGAGCGCUCUACAAGCUCCACCACGCCCACUAGCCGUCAGCGAGAAGACGUCAGUGAUUUUUACUAUUGACCCGUUCUGGUUGGAGCCUUAUUGGCGUCAGUUGACUCUAGAAAAUCUUACGUUCCACUACGAUUUCGCUGUAAAGUCACCGGAACACUGCGAAGGUACCGUAACCUCUUCGGAAGACGGUGUACAUUUAUGCAACAACGCGAUCUCGUUGAACAUGACAGUUCCUGGAGCGGAUGAAGAUGGAAAAGAAGAAGAAUAUGAGCACAGCGAAAACUACGAUCAAUACGAUGAAGACCUCCCAGAAGAGGUGGAGAUCGACCGGGAACUUUUCGGCGAUGCCACGGAAGUUCAGGUUUACUAUAUCGUCGAUGUGGACCGACCACGUCAACUUCAAGCCAAGACUCAUCCUGAUGAUAUGAUCCACGAUGUGAAGACAUCGGUAGAGUCUGAGAUUCUCAAAUAUGAUUUGAAGACAGAUGGGGUGACUCCUGCGAUACUUCCGACACCAACAGACACCGAAGAUGAAGAUGCAGAUGUAAGUGAAGAACAAGGAGGAACGGACUUUUUCGAAGAAGAAAAGCAGCGAGAAGACAAACAAGAGGAAGAGGAUGAGAACAAAGAUGACAAAAAGGAUGACGACAAAGAUGACGACAAGAAUGACGAUGGAGAUGUUGCCGAGUCAAAAACCGAUAAGGAUGAUAAGAACGAUGGAGAAAAGGACGACGAUGACAAGAUGAACGAAGAAGAAGAAAAAACUAUCGAGGCCAUAAUAUCAGGCAACGAUGACGACGAUGAAACCGACGGCAAUGAUGAAAACAAAAAGAACGACAAUGAAGACAAAGAUGACAGCAAACAUGAUGAUGAUGACGACGAUAAAGAACAGGACAAAGAUGGUGAUGAAGACGACAAAGAUCAGCAGAAAUCAGGAGAAGAUGGAGACGGUGAUGAUAACAAGGAUAAGGAUGAUGACAAUAACGAAGAAGAUAGUGCAGAUCCCACAAAAAUGAAACACCACGACCAAGAUGACAACGAUGACAACAAUGAUAGCGAUGAUGAAAAGGUAGGGCAAAAAUCAGGAGAGGAUAAUGCUGAGGAAAAUGACAGUCGUGAAGGAGAUGACAAUGAGGAUGACGAUGAACAAGAUGACGACGAUGAGGAUCUACCAUUUAUGGAGCAGAUUAUGAAAGACAAAGGAAUGUUGGCACGAUGGGUAUUCGGCGUCACGAUCGUCGUUUGCCUAGUAUUUAUUAUAGGCGUUUGCGCAUUCCGUAAGCGAUGUUGCUGUAAGAAGGAAACGAAAACCUCCAACGGGAACAAGUACAGUACUGUUCAUGGCGGUCAACGAAGCAAUGCACCACCCGAAAAGGAGCGACUCAAUCAAUGA